AUGUCGAGCACUUUGCUAAUCUACGCAUUUUCGGACAUGCAAUCAGAAAAACCCAACCUUAGCCAGCCAGGAGACGCGAGGAAAACGAAAUUUCCCCGAGACUACAUGUGCAACAGAGCAAGUGGCCUUUCUGCAGCUCUUCAAAAUCAGCGGUCGAUGGAAUCCGAGAAGGUUGCGGAGACAAACUGCUGGAUCUGCGGUGCGGUGUACUCCCGGGAAGAUCAAAUGGUCUACACAAAAUGCUGUAACGAAGCCAUUGGGUCUUACUGCAAAGCUCAAGAUAUCGCUAAACAUGGGAAAUGCUGGAAUUGUGACGAGGAAGAAGUGCAGAGCAAGGCAGCUUCCGAGGCAAAGUCCUGGAUUUCUUACGACCUCAAGGAUCCUAUCAAAGAGGCUCCACGUCUCCCACAAACUGUCACUUCCCUUCCAGCAAAAGGUGCUGGCCAUCAGCCAGCAACAGCGAUGUCGAAAGCUGGCAGUAUCUUGCCCAGCGGAUCCACCACCCAAGGUUUGAAUACCCCCAGCUUCUCUAACACUCGAGAGUCCGAACGAUCUCGAAACAUUCAACCUCUUUGCAUAGGACUGACUGAAGAGCAAUGCGCUCGAGAAGUAGCGAUGUAUCGAUCGCAAAGUGCGAAAGAGAGCUCCAAAGUUGUGAGAAUGGUACCACAAUCUUCGCCCAAUCUGAAAGACGGAAAUGUGAAGGAAAAUAGUCUUCUUAACGGAGGCUCUGACCAGGCAAAGACCACUUCUCCGAAACAACAAGAUUUCCUCCACAAUGGAUCUGAGUCCGCCAGCUCUGAUUUUUCCCAGGACGUCCAGCAGCAUCUUGGUGGCUUGACUCAAAAAGAGCAGGAGCGACAAGUUGCUAAACAGUACGUGAUCGGAGCCACCAAGCAUCUUGUAGAGAUGUGCAACACGUACGGGAAUGAAAUCGAUGAGGCGGAUAAGGAUGAGGUUAUGAAUGAGGUUCUAGAAGCUGUAAGAGGCUGCAAGACGUUCGAAGCUGCGAUUAAAAAGACGGCCCUUGGAAGGCCCUCAACUCUUACCACACAGCCAGCAUCUAUUCAGAGUCACGCGACUGUCCACGCCCCAGACUUCCAGUCCGUGGAAAUCCGGGCAUCUUGCAGCAAGUGCGAAGAACUCCAAGCCAGAAUGAAGAAAGCUGCGGAUGCCCUGCUAGGUCUAUAG
Molecule: messenger RNA, 1191 nt
Organism: Letharia lupina
Lineage: Eukaryota; Fungi; Ascomycota; Lecanoromycetes; Lecanorales; Parmeliaceae
Exons: 3
Coding region: 1-1191 (396 amino acids)
Source: RefSeq, a predicted model, not a curated record